Molecule: messenger RNA, 996 nt
Organism: Ochotona princeps (American pika)
Lineage: Eukaryota; Metazoa; Chordata; Mammalia; Lagomorpha; Ochotonidae
Product: taste receptor type 2 member 7-like
Exons: 3
Coding region: 1-996 (331 amino acids)
Biological process (GO): sensory perception of taste; detection of chemical stimulus involved in sensory perception of bitter taste; G protein-coupled receptor signaling pathway
Cellular component (GO): membrane
Molecular function (GO): bitter taste receptor activity; G protein-coupled receptor activity
Source: RefSeq, a predicted model, not a curated record
AUGAAAAAAGUCCAGUCUGCUGAGCGUGACGGACUACAGCAGAAAAAGGUAAUGAAUAUUUUAAUGCUUAUAGCAGCUGGAGAGUUUUCAGUGGGGAUCUUAGGAAAUAUAUUCAUUGGAUUGGUGAACUUCAUGGACUGGAUCAAGAGUAGGAAGGUUGCCUCCAUUGAUUUAAUCCUCACGAGUCUGGCCAUAUCCAGAAUUUGUCUGUUGUGUGUAAUAUUAUUAGAUUGUUUUAUAUUGGUGCUGUAUCCAGACAUCUAUGCUGCUGGUAAGCAAAUGAGAAUCAUUGAUUUCUUCUGGACUCUAACCAACCACUUAAAUGUUUGGUUUGCCACCUGCCUCAGCAUUUUCUAUUUCCUGAAGAUAGCCAAUUUCUUCCACCCUGUCUUCCUCUGGAUGAAGUGGAGAAUUGACAAACUGAUUCUCAGGAUUCUGCUAGGGUGUGUGGCCCUUUCCGUGUUUAUUAGCCUUCCAGUCACUGUGAAUUUGAAUGAUGACUUCAGGCGCUGUGUCAAGAAGAAGAAAAUGAACGUAACAUUGAAAUGCCGAGUCAACAAGGCUGGAUACGCGUCCACCAAGGUAUUUCUCAACCUGUUGACGCUGCUCCCCUUCUCUGCAUCCCUGAUCUCGUUUCUCCUCCUGAUCCUCUCUCUGUGGAGACACACCAGGAACAUGCAGCUUAAUUCUACAGGAUGCAGAGACCCCAGCACGGAAGCCCACGUGGGAGCCAUGAAAGCCGUCAUCUCCUUCCUCGUCCUAUUUGUUGCCUACUAUUUGUCCUUUCUCAUUGCCACCUCCAGCUAUUUUAUGCCAGAGACUGAAUUGGCAGUGAUUUUGGGUGAGUUGAUAGCCCUAAUUUAUCCUUCAAGUCAUUCAUUUAUCCUAAUCCUGGGGAACAAUAAAUUAAGACAAGCAACUUUAAGCAUGCUUCGGAAAAUGGAGGAUUUACUGACCAAAGAUUCCUCCUUAAUGACUCUGGAGUCAACAUUCUGA